Cajanus cajan (pigeon pea) is the source of this 993-nucleotide messenger RNA. RefSeq names its product NADH:ubiquinone oxidoreductase, 17.2kDa subunit. Gene Ontology annotation, cellular component: membrane; respiratory chain complex I. NCBI's taxonomy places the organism in Eukaryota, Viridiplantae, Streptophyta, Magnoliopsida, Fabales, Fabaceae. The record is from RefSeq and is a predicted model, not a curated record. Gene Ontology annotation, biological process: response to oxidative stress.
UUCCUUAACUCAACAUUUCUGUUUACACUUUUCACUUUUCAGGGUCGCUCGCACACUCCCUCUCUAGAAUCAACGUUGAAUGCCACAAACCAUAUUCCAAGUUUCUUUAGUUCCAAUCUCCAACGUUGGAUUGCCCCAACGACGAUGCUGUCACCGCAACACAUUUGAAUUUCUACGCAAAGAAUAAAUUAUAAUUUUAAGAAAAUGCGUAGACUACUUGGGAAGAUUACCGGCUUCAUGAGCAAUCGAACUAUGGUUGGAGUGGACAAAACAGGGAACAAAUACUUCACCAGAAUCGAAGAGGUUGAUGGUGUCAUGAAAGAGAAAAGAUGGGUGAUAUUUAAAGGAGAGGAGGAUCCUACCUCUAUUCCAGUUGAAUGGAUAUGUUGGCUAAAUGGGCAGCGUAAAAAGGCUCCAACUCUAGAGGAAAUGAUGGAAUUGGAAGCAAGACGUGAACGUGUUAGACAGAAUGUUGCUCUUCUCAAGAAAGAAGAAGAAGAAAGGAUAGCUAAAGAAGGAAGUAAAGGCAAACAUGUUAGCCCUGGAAAAGUCAGUGGUCCAGAUUUGAAAAGUUUUAUUCAGCAAUUUCCAGUUCCUUCAGAAGGUUAUGAGGUUGAAGAAUCACCUAGUGAAAUGGGUGGCUUAAGGAAUCCUCAAGAGAGCUUAGCAGAGGAAGCAAAAGAUGAGUCUGAGUCUUCAGAGCCAACAGGAUCUGGUGCAUCUUUUAGACCAGGAACCUGGCAACCUCCAAGUUGAGCUUUCAACACAACAAAGAUGGCCUUUCUGCUUUUACACGCUGUUUUGAAAAGCCAUGCGUGAUAUAUAUUUGUUCCUCAAGAAUUUGAUAUAAUUCUUGUGUUCUCAGGUUUCUAGAAAUAUUUAUUCAUUGAUAAACCUUUGUUUAAAGAAUAUGACCAAUAAGACAAUAUGAUGCUUUCUGCAUUUGCCAUGUUUCUGCUUGCUAUAGUGAGUAACUUAGUUCUUCCCGAAUAA